This is a messenger RNA of Lachnellula hyalina, 1347 nucleotides long. RefSeq lists its product as uncharacterized. The record is from RefSeq and is a predicted model, not a curated record. Lineage: Eukaryota; Fungi; Ascomycota; Leotiomycetes; Helotiales; Lachnaceae. The coding region runs from base 1 to 1347 and encodes 448 amino acids. The transcript has 4 exons.
AUGUCUAGCAAAGCAGACGUGGAGAGUCAGCGACAGUUUAAGGCCUCUGUCCCAGUCGCACUCGGGCGGCGCAAACCACGUCGGAAGCCCAAGGCUGGCUCCAAAGAUGACGAGGAACCAAUAGCCAACAUGCCACAACAGCUAGUUGCCAGAGCCGUUGCACCCUACUCUCCUCGGUCUGAACUGGAAGAUUCAUAUCUGCGGUUCCUUAUAUACCACUCGUCAGACGUCACGGUAGUCUGUGCACGUACCCUGACUUGCGUUGGUCCUCGAUUCGAAUGGUACCCUUUGGCUGUUCGAGACGAUGCCUUCUUCCAUUCGCUCAUGGCCUCUACCUCUUCCCACGCCUCAUACCUGCAGCAUCACGAAGUGCCCCAAGAUUACUUCUAUCACAGAGGGGUUGCUAUUCGGCUUCUGAAUGAACGACUGGCGAGGGGAGAUCAUGAUCUGGGAACUAUCAAUACCGUGUGUGUCUUUGCUCAGCAAGAGGCAUUUGGAAAUAGACCCAGGACGGCCAAAACCCAUAUGACGGGGCUUUUGCAGCUUAUCAGAGCUUCGGGUGGAAUAGAGGGUCUUAAAUCCGAUCUGAAAACGCUACGACAUAUGUAUUUUACGGACCUAGCAGGCGCCAUUACUCUUUCCGCAAAACCAAUACUGGAACCUUCCAUAAAUAUUUCUGACUUCGAGACUUACUUCGGGCAACCAAGUGCUAAUACUAUUUCCUACGCACAAACAUUUCGCACACGAUUAUAUAAUUUCACAAAUUCUCAUUUGUCGAACAUAGCAGCGACGGCAUUAUGGGGCCUUCGAAACAUAACAAAACUGAGGGACGAUUUCCAUGAAGGCACUGGCUCUCCAGAUACCGAGCUUUCCACUGACGUCCAGUUUACGGAUCGAGUAGAGGUUCUCGAGAGGCUAGUUCAUCAACUCUGGUAUGUGGAAGACGCACACAAUGAACAGCAUGCGAUAUUCCGGACCUUUGGAUGGACUUGUCUGAUUUAUAUAUACACCAUCUUGAGAGAACUUCCAAAAGAACUGGCGAUCAACACUAUGCUCGCUGGGAGAAUUAAAAGCACAUUGGAGUCACGAAUGGAACUCAAUGUGCUCCUGGCAACGUUCAAUGACCUGUUUUUGUGGGAGAUGUUUGUUUGCGGUCGGGUUGCAGACGGCAGAAACAAGACUUUCUUUGCAAGUAAAGCUACGAAGAUCUUGAUAAGUCGAAAGCUAGAACAUCAGGAAGGUAUACUGAGUGCUGCGGAAGCAUUUCUUUGGCCAGAAAGGCAUGUUUCCGGCACUCCUUCGAGUGGUGCAGGCAAUGGGCACGAUCAUGAAAUGACAGACGAAUAA